Molecule: messenger RNA, 1865 nt
Organism: Onthophagus taurus
Lineage: Eukaryota; Metazoa; Arthropoda; Insecta; Coleoptera; Scarabaeidae
Product: ammonium transporter 3-like
Biological process (GO): ammonium homeostasis; ammonium transmembrane transport
Cellular component (GO): plasma membrane
Molecular function (GO): ammonium channel activity
Source: RefSeq, a predicted model, not a curated record
UGACUUUGAUGCUUUGUCAAGUGACAUUAGUUUCAUAAAGACAAAAAUGAAUUCAUCUUUAAAUCUAACAAACACGUUUAACACUGAAACACAAAAAUUGGAUUUAAUUUCACAAUUAGCGUUUGUAAAGCUUAUACUCGUUUUGUUAGCUAGGGCUGGUUUUAUUUUAAUUGAAGCGGGUUGUGUCCCAACGGAACAAUUUUACGAUUUACUCCUACCAAAUAUAAUAGAUUUUUCAAUAUCCAGUGCGUCAUAUGGUCUUUUAGGGUGUAUAUUAUCGUUUGGGAAAAGUUCUAUUUAUGGAAUUAUUGGUUAUGGAACUUAUUCAAAUUUGUUUAUGAAUCAUGUAAUUUAUGGUUAUUGCAUAGUUAUUUUUGGAUCAGCUGUAAUUACCACAACUAUAUCGAGUCGAUUACAUUUUAUUGCAUACUUAAUAAUUAUUUUUAUGUACUCUGGAAUAACUCAGCCAAUUUUACUGCAUUGGGUUUAUAAUCAAAAUGGUUGGAUGAAAGAAGCAAUUUUUGGAAAUUAUACUGCUGUUUUACAUGAUUUUGGGGGUAGUUUAGUUUUGAAUUUACCAUGUGGUUUAAUUUCAAUGCUAGGAUUAUUGGUUUUGGGUAGAAGGUUAUUGAUUUUAAAUAAUAUUGAUGAAUAUUCUCUUGGAUCUGAAUCACCUUUAUUAGUAACAUUAGGAUAUUUUUUGGUUAUAAUCGGAUAUAUUAAUAAUUACACAUUGGUUAGUUUUAAUAAAAUUGAAAAUCGCAUGUUUUUAAGUGUUGUUUUGGCAAUUUCUGGAGGUGGAAUUUCAUCCAUAAUGGUUGAGUUAUUUGUAAAGAAAUUAAAUUUUAAUUUUUGGCUAAUAACUAGAUUGUUACAAGGAUUUUUAAUUGGAUUAACUUUUACUUCGUCAUUUAUCGAUAUUAUUUACCCGCCAAUUUCCUUUUUAAUUGCAUUUAUUGGUGGAUGCGUAAUUAGUUGUCAUUCAAAAUUAUAUUUUAACUUGGCUAUUCAAGAUUAUUGCAACGUACAUACAAAUUUUCUUUUACCUGGAGUUUGGUCGCCGAUUGCUCACGCAAUAAUCGUUGCUAUAGGGCCUUUAAAACAUCAACUACCUGGAGAACCCCUUUACAAUUUUUUAUGGUCGCUUGGAUGUAUGCUAAUAAUUUUAUUUUUUAUCGUUUCAAUUUAUGGUUUUUUAUUCCUUGUACUUUGGUGUACUGGAUUUUUACGAAACCAAAGCGAAAUAAUUGCCCAUAAAAGAGCCUCGAAUAUGUUAAGAUAUACAACUCAAUGUACUUUACAUCACAUAAUCGAUCUUACCGAAGAUGAUGAUAUCUUAGAACCUGGUGUUUCUGGAAAAACGCCGAAUGAACAAGUUCAUAAAAUUCAACAAGAAGAAAAUCUGAAAUGUUUUCGAAUUAAAAAUUUUCCACCAAAAAUGUUUAGCAAUUAUUCGAGUAGAAAUUCACCUCAAAAUAGUAUCGAUGGUUUAAAUAAAAAUAUUUACACGAUUUCAUCGAAUUUAGAUGCACCUUGUGGAUCAACUACUAAUCCAUUGUCUGGGGGAGAUAGAGUGGAUUUAUCUCAGAUUUUUAAGUAUCAAAAAACUGUGAAAUGUAAAAGUGUAAAUGUAGAAUAAAAUUUAAGAAAAAUAAGAUUUCUAUGAACCAAUUUAUUGCAUGAAAUUAAAUUAAAAAAAAAGAAAUAUAUUCUAUAAAUUGGGUAUCAUUCAUAUUUGAUAAUUCAUUGAGGUUAUUCAAGGCAUUCUUUUGAAAUGCUUUAAAAGUGUGUACAAGCCACAAUGUGAUUUACUAUCUCUUUCUGCCAAAAGUCAAGGUCCCUUAAAUUAGUGAUCUUCAUCAUUG